Molecule: messenger RNA, 3138 nt
Organism: Pristis pectinata (smalltooth sawfish)
Lineage: Eukaryota; Metazoa; Chordata; Chondrichthyes; Rhinopristiformes; Pristidae
Gene: hapln4
Product: hyaluronan and proteoglycan link protein 4
Exons: 5
Coding region: 136-1248 (370 amino acids)
Biological process (GO): cell adhesion
Molecular function (GO): hyaluronic acid binding
Source: RefSeq, a predicted model, not a curated record
CAGCCGCGCUCAGUUUGCUGACACCGAGCGGAGGUCCGCACCGCAGCGGAUCCAGGACCGGAGCCGGGAGCGGAACCAGGAGCGGAUCGGUUGCCUCAAUCCAUCCUCCCGCUGCUGAGCGGCGCCGGCGCGGCGAUGCUUUGCAGCAGAAGCUUCACCUGCCCCGGUUUCCUCCUCCUGGCCAUUCAUGCCACUGCUUCCCUGCGAUCUGCCCAGCAUGUUGGAACCAAGCAGAGUGUCCAUGUGUCAGGUGAUGAGAGUGGGGCAAUAGUGGUCCAGACCGCCCCAGGGAAGGUCCUCACUCACCGAGGUGCAUCCAUCACCCUGCCCUGCAGAUACCACAGCGAGGCUGAGAAUCGGGAGCAGCAAAAGAUCCGCAUCAAGUGGACCAAGGAGUCUGACUCCCUGCAGAGCACUGAUGUCUUUGUGGCCUUGGGUAAGGUGCGGAAGGCAUUUGGGGUGUACAAAGGCCGGGUGCGGCUGCAGGAGGACGGAGAAGGAGAUGCGUCCCUGCACAUGCAGGACGUCACACUUCAGGAUUAUGGCCGAUACCAGUGCGAAGUCAUCGACAAACUGCACGACGACAAAGGAAUCGUCAGGUUGAAUUUAGAAGGUGUGGUCUUCCCCUACCAUCCGCGGCUGGGGCAGAAAAUGUUAAACUUUAACGAUGCCAAAGCCGUGUGUGCCAGGCAGGAUGCGAUGCUGGCCUCCUACGAGCAGCUGCACAGGGCGUGGGAACAAGGCUUGGAUUGGUGUGAGGCAGGCUGGCUGGCUGAUGGCUCUGUCCAGUACCCUAUCUCCAAUCCCCAGCUCAAGUGUGGCAGAUCCGACCACUCCGGCAUCAGGAACUAUGGCUACCAGCACAAAGAAGACCAGCGAUACAAUGCUUUCUGCUUCACUUCAAACCUGAAAGGGAAAGUCUAUUUCCUGAAGACAUUCAGGAAGCUGAACUAUGGUGAGGCAGUGAAGGCAUGUAAGAAGAAGGGUGCGACCAUCGCCAAGGUCGGCCAGCUGUAUGCGGCCUGGAAGCUGCAGUUACUGGACCACUGUCGGCCAGGGUGGUUAUCUGACGGGAGUGUCCGCUACCCCAUUGUCAACCCCCGGCCCAAGUGUGGUGGGAGCAAGCCCGGAGUCCGCAGCUUGGGUUUCCCAGACCGGAGGCACCGGUUGUACGGAGUCUACUGCUUCAGAAAGAAGGAAGAGGGAGAGGGACAGAGAGACAGAGAGAGAAGUGGGGCAGCAUUCUGAACAGGGCUUCAACAUUUUAAAGCAAACCUUUCCCUUCACACCCAGAGCUCAGCUCUCCCCGCAUGGAUCAGCCAGAGCAGCCUGAAUGUACAGAACCCAUUGUAGCCAGGUACCAGGAGAGCUUUGUUAACUGCUUGCUCAUGAGGACACACUUUCAAAGACAAUCUGAUCCUGCAGAAUUAAAUGUCACUGCCACGGAUGGGGCAGGGAAUAACUUGUGCUUCUUUAUGCUGAUGUUUGGCCUCGAAGUAUAGUCACUGUCAUGAAGUGGAGAUUUCAGCAGUCUCACUGUAUAUAGCAAGGUCCCACAAACAGCAACAUGAUCAUAACCAGGUCAUCAAUUACCUGGUCAAAUUGGUUGCAGAAUAAAUAUUGACCAGGUACCAGGGAUCUCAGCUUCACAGCUCCAGAACUUGUAUCCCUAAGAGAGGAGUUGCCUGAACUUGCUCUUGUACCUGAGAGAUCUUCAGUGAAACCUGAAACCUGCAGAUGUGGGUAUGAAGGCCCUUUGUUAGGGUUUCUUGGUACAGGGGCAGUCUCCCUCUCCUGUAUCCCCCUCUUCCUCUCCCCUUCUUCUGUCUCCCCCCUCCCUCUCUCCCUCUCCCGUCUCCUGGACAAGUUUUGGACUUCAAGCCACACUCCAAAAACAUGACCUUAAGGGCAGAAGUGAUGGAAUGCUGCAGUGUCACGGGUCCUGGAUUUCAGAUGUAAGGAAGUCACAGUGUGAUUUGGAAAAGGACUCAUGUGGUUUGGGACAGGGUUCAUGUUGAGAUUUAAGGGUGUAACAAUAUGAGUAAUGAAGAGGGUCACACUCUGGAUGGUCACACUCUGGAGGGUCACACUUUGGAGGGUCACACUCUGGUUUGGGAAGGGAGUCACAUAGUGAGUGAGUCAAAAAAUGUGUCAUCUUGAACGUUCUCUCAGGUUUAUCCAGUAGUGAUAGAUUACCUGAUGUUUAUCAUUUAGUGGAGUGUCCAGCUGCCGGAGUGUCCAGCUGCAGUUGUGGGUUGCCAUGCAGUCUAGGACAGUGAUUUAAAGAGCUAGAUGGUUUAUUGUUUCACCUGGAGGUUUGGCAGUGGUUUUGCCACCUAAUGCCGUGUCGGUUGAAACACCUGCACAAAUGUGUGUGGGUUUGGUUGGACGCUGAGCCAAGUGUGAAUUCAGAAAACAGAGGGAAUUUCUUGGAAGUUGUGAAAUCAAGUGGAUCACUUUUGGAGCAAUGUUCAUUGAGGCUGGAUUGUGUUCACUAAGAUGAGUGAAAGGUCACCACCGUGGAAAGAAAUGGCGGUUAGACAGUUCAGUGUCCAAUUCCUUGCCCAGUGCUCCAUUUUCAUUGCUUUUAUCUCAGAAGUGAAAUGCAGCACUUUGUGGGAAGCAGGUGGACAAUGGUUCGGGGGAAAUUACACAGACAUGGGGCUCCACAGAGGUGCAGCAGGGAACUCACUGGAUCAAAGGCAGUCUAGGACACGGGAUGGGUGGAAGUCUGGCUGGAGCAUGCAACAGGUGUCAAACCAAUGAGAAAGGGCAGUGAGGGAUGGCAGGAGCAACCAAGGUCACUGGAGGUGAAUAGUUGCCAAGUGUGAACACUGGUUCAGUGUAUUCAGGCUGACCUGCCCUCCCGUCCCCACCCCUCCCCCCCACCACCCAGACUCACUUAUCUGGUUAUUAUUUAUUGGUCUUUGUGGGAGCUUGCUAUGCAAUUACUGCCUGUCAGUUUUCUUCCUGUAAUAACAGGACCAGACUUGAGAAACAUUUCAUUGGCUUCAGGUGAGGUGCAUCUGCUGUGAGACCCUGCCUAGUAGUGGAACUACCACAGUGCUUGGGAAUGCAAUCGUUUACAAUCCAGAAACUUAAGGACUUCCCACUGGGAAUGCAUGCUGUAAAUGGACA